AUGCGCUGCUCUCUCCGUGGAUGUGUCCAAGGACGUGGCGGUAAGAGUGGAGUCAGUCUAAGUAAAUUCUCCCCAAAGAAGAUGUCUUUCUUCUUCAUCUUCAUGGUCAUCUUUUGUAUACAGUCUCUAGUUGCUUUGCUGCAAAAUGGCUUCUUGGCCACUGUGCUGGGCAGGGAAUGGGUACGAAGCCAGGGACUCCCUGCAGGUGACAUGAUUGUGGCUUGCCUAGCUGCCUCCAGGUUCUGCCUGCAUGGAGUAGCCAUCGUAAACAACUUCCUGACCUUUGUUAAGCUAUGGAGCCAAAAGAUCUAUUUUUCUGUCCUCUGGGACUUCGUCAACACUGUCAAUUUCUGGUGUACCACCUGGCUUGCCAUCUUCUACUGCGUAAAGAUCUCUUCGUUCUCCCACCCCAUCUUCUUCUGGAUAAAAUGGAGAAUUUCUCGGUCUGUGCCCAGGUUACUGCUGGGAUCCCUGGUCAUUGGUGGACUGUCGGCCGUCUCCUCCGCCACUGGAAACACAAUCGCCUUUCAGAUGACCGCCUGUGAGAACUACACGCUUGCUUAUAGAACGAGAGCCUUCUACGCGUAUUAUUUUCGCUGUCAUGCAAUGCUGAUGUGGAUCAUCCCGUUCUUCCUCUUCCUGCUGUCCGUUAUCUUGCUCAUGUUCUCACUCUACCGGCAUCUGGAACACAUGAGGUACCGCAGACCCUGGUCUCACGAUUACAGCACCCAGGCCCACACUAUGGCUCUGAAGUCGCUGGCCUUCUUCCUCGUCUUCUAUACAUCGUAUGUCCUGUUCCUUGUGAUAUCUGUUACACGAGUCGUGAAUGUCCACAGUUCCUGGCACUGGGCCUGGGAAGUGAUAACCUACAUGGGCAUCCUACUGCAUUCCACCAUUCUGACACUAAGCAACCCCAAGAUGAGAAAGGCCCUCAAGAUAAAGUUCCCAGACCUUUGUGUUGCCAGAUCACAAGACAAGAGGCGUGGUUAA
This is a messenger RNA of Rattus norvegicus (Norway rat), 990 nucleotides long. It is a transcript of the gene Tas2r134, whose product is annotated as taste receptor, type 2, member 134. Gene Ontology annotation, molecular function: G protein-coupled receptor activity; bitter taste receptor activity. NCBI's taxonomy places the organism in Eukaryota, Metazoa, Chordata, Mammalia, Rodentia, Muridae. Bases 1 to 990 code for a protein of 329 amino acids. The record is from RefSeq and is marked provisional. The transcript has a single exon. Gene Ontology annotation, cellular component: membrane. Gene Ontology annotation, biological process: G protein-coupled receptor signaling pathway; sensory perception of taste; detection of chemical stimulus involved in sensory perception of taste.